Molecule: messenger RNA, 1013 nt
Organism: Purpureocillium takamizusanense
Lineage: Eukaryota; Fungi; Ascomycota; Sordariomycetes; Hypocreales; Ophiocordycipitaceae
Gene: rtf2
Product: Replication termination factor 2
Exons: 1
Coding region: 123-938 (271 amino acids)
Biological process (GO): mitotic DNA replication termination; site-specific DNA replication termination at RTS1 barrier
Cellular component (GO): nucleus
Source: RefSeq, a predicted model, not a curated record
CAUCAAUAAUCCAUCACAAAGUCUUGGCGACUCCUGUCCAAGCAGUCUCGCUUCACUGGACGACUACCGAUCAAAGACCCGGGCCUCCUCACCACUCGUUGCUCAUCGGCAUAACAGGCAACAUGGGUAAUGAUGGGGGCUCCAUCCCCACCAGACGCGAACUCGUCAAGAAUGCGUCUCGCGCGCCGACCGUCUCCGAGCUGAAGGCGACAGCGCUCGAGUCUCUCUCGCAUGCGUGGACACAUUGCGCACUUAACGGAGAUAGUCUUGAUUUGGAAUCAGUUGUGUCGGACUGGCGCGGCCGCCUUUACAACUAUGAGGCGAUCCUUAACGGCCUCAUGCCCACCGAUGAACCGGCAGAGGUCACUCCAGCAUCUCUCGGCAUCACCUCUUUACGGGAUGUACAAAAGCUGAAGUUCUCGAAAAGCGGCGACAAAUGGGCGUGCCCUAUCUCGAUGAAGGAGAUGGGCCCGUCAACAAAAGCGGUCUAUCUGGUUCCUUGUGGCCACGUUUUCGCGGCAGUUGCCAUCAACGAGAUCCAGGAGAACACUUGCCCGGAAUGUUCAGAAGCCUUCGAGCGCGAAAACGUCAUAUCGAUCCUGCCCGUAAUGGAGAAAGAGAACAAGCGACUCGAGAAGAGGAUAGAGGAUUUGAGGGCGAAAGGUCUGACACACUCUUUAAAGAAGGACAAGUCGGAAAAGAAGAAGAAGAAGCGCAAGGGCGAAGAGAUGAAUGGAAAUGGUGUUGCGAAAGACCAGCUUGGCACAUCUGGCGAGGCGAAGGCGAGCAAGGAGCUUGAUACCAGGAUUAGCGGCAUCAACAACCCAAUGGCGGCAUCGCUGACGGCCAAGGUUCUUGCUGAACAAGACGAGAUGAACAAAAGACGCAAGGUAGCGGCGGGGGGUGCAUCGAGAAAAGCCGAGGUUGCUCGUAGCUGAAUAUCUCCAUCUGGCCUCAACCCGGCAUGUACAGUACGAUGUUACGAAUUGAUACCCUGACAUUCACGGCCGUAG